AUGCCUGGCAAGUACGACGAUGGAGAAAGCCGCCUAAACGAGUAUGAAGUAAUUAAAAAGAUUGGGAAUGGAAGAUUUGGAGAGGUGUUCCUUGUAAAGCAUAAAAGGACACAAGAGUUUUUCUGUUGGAAGGCUAUAUCGUAUAGGGGGUUGAAAGAAAGAGAAAAGUCACAACUAGUAAUUGAAGUGAAUGUCAUGAGGGAACUAAAGCACAAAAAUAUUGUUCGGUACAUAGAUCGCUUUCUGAAUAAAGCAAAUCAGAAAUUAUAUAUCCUGAUGGAGUUCUGUGAUGCAGGGGAUCUGUCAAGGAACAUACAAAAGUGUUACAAAAUGUUUGGUAAGAUAGAAGAGCAUGCAAUUGUAGACAUUACGAGGCAGUUGCUACAUGCCUUAGCGUACUGUCACAAUUUGAAGGAUGGACCUAAUGGGGAGAGAGUAUUACACAGAGAUUUGAAGCCACAAAAUAUAUUUUUAUCAACUGGGAUUCGACACAUCGGGAAAAUAACUGCGCAAGCGAACAAUUUAAAUGGAAGACCUAUCGCCAAGAUUGGAGAUUUUGGACUUAGUAAAAAUAUUGGUAUAGAAAGUAUGGCUCACUCAUGUGUUGGUACCCCUUACUACUGGUCUCCUGAAUUGUUAUUGCACGAAACGAAGAGCUAUGAUGAUAAGAGUGACAUGUGGGCUCUUGGUUGCAUCAUCUAUGAACUUUGUUCAGGUAAAACUCCAUUUCAUAAGGCGAACAAUUUUUCACAACUUAUUUCUGAAUUGAAGAGGGGACCUGAUUUGCCCAUUAAAGGCAAGUCCAAGGAUCUAAACAUGUUGAUAAAAAAUUUGCUGAGUUUGUCCGCGAAGGAACGGCCCAGCGCUCUACAAUGUCUAGGGUAUCAGAUCAUUAAGAAUGUGGGUCCUCCUGGGGGAGGUGUGGGUGUGCAUAAUACUACUCCCGGUGCUGUUGUCACGAGGAGAAAUGUAUCCAAGGAACACGCUGGCCUGCAGGUAGGCAGCACUAUGGAAAACGGGAAAAAUCUUGAAGCAGCCAAUUAUGUCAUUUCACAGAAUGUCCUCAUGAACCAAAGGAGUGACGAACAACACGGGAGGAGAAGCUCCAGCUGCGUUAGCAGACAGAGCGCCAAUAAUGUUACAAGUAAGGAUGAUAGGAAGUACCCCCAGGAUGCAGCUACUACCAACUGUCAUGUGGUUAAUGGGCACUACGGCGGUCGCAUUGAUAAGGGACACGCUGAGAGGACCCGCAUCGAAAAGGAAAACGCGCAGCGGAAGGCGCUGGAGAUGAAAAUCCUGGAGAAGAAGCGGAUAGAGCGGCUGGAAAGGGAGCGUGUGGAGCGGUUAGAGCGGGAGAGAGUAGAGCGGUUAGAAAGGGAGCGUGUAGAGCGGUUAGAAAGGGAGCGUGUGGAACGGUUAGAGCGAGAGCGAAUUGAGCGGUUGGAACGGGAGCGAGUGGACAGACUCGAACGAGACCGAUUGGAGAAGGCGCGGCGGAACUCCUAUUUUCUAAAAGGCAUGGAGAAUGGGCCCAGCGGAGGAGGUAGCCCAGCCGACGUGUCCAGCGUGGGUGCCAGCGACGGCAGGAGUCACAGCGGCGUGCGCAGCAGUGUGCAGGGGGGUAUACGGAUCAGUGCGAGAGGCAGCGUGCAUGACAGUGUGAGGAGCGGAGUACACGAGAGUGUACGAAGCAGUAUACCUGACCAUAUGCGCAAGAGCACGAGCAACGCUGCGAAGGUGGAAGGGAUAGGGAACGGAAGAGCUCGGCCUCCCAACCAAGGCACUCACGACCGAAGCUUCUCCAGAGAGAAAGACACAAGUAACCAUGUAAGUAAUUACAAGCCAUAUAUAUAUGACAGUAGAAAACCAAAGAAUUACCAAGAGUCCUUUGAAAGGAGCUACUUACAAGAUUACAUGAAGAACAGCUCCAUAACCACACCGGUACCCUCAAAUCAUAUUAUGCAAACACAAGGAGAGACAGCAAUGGGUGUGAAUUGUAAGUACCUGGGUGGAGGGGACUAUGGAGGGUAUAGGAACCACGCAGCAACUGGUCAAUACAUUAUCAACUCGGUGGACAGUUCAAAAUAUCGUGACCAUAACAAGUACAGUGUCGGGUUGGCCAAGAGUCCAAAGGAGAUGUACAAGGAGACGGUGAACUCGAUUUGCUCCACGGAGUCCAAGUACGAACGGCUGUAUAAUCAUAGUAACAGGGGUGCGGGGCCUGCUCACGGUGGAAGUAGGAAUGGGAGUAGGAAUGGGAGUAGGAAUGGCAGUGGGAAUGGCAGCAGUGGAGGAGGGGACAGAAGCUGCGUAGGAGGGAGAAGCGACGAGCGGGACGGCGGGACCUGCAAGAGCAACAGGGUAUCAAACAUCUACUUCAAUGACAACGCCAGGAGGAGUGUCAGCGCGCUGCCACACAUGAAUGUAAUUAACGUGAAAAAGUCUAGCAUGUACAAUAACACCUGCGAUGAGGGCACGCUUAGUAAUAAGAGCGCCGAAGUAGAUCGGAGUUACAAGCACCUAGAGAAGGACAGGGAGUACCUGUUAGAAAAGCGCAAGAUGCUCAUGGAGAAGGAGAAGGGCAUCUACGACCGGAUGCGCCACAACAACGACUACGCGUAUGGGGGUAUACGCGGGUUUGACCGAGGCGAAGACAAGAAGACAAACGAGCUGGAUAGGAGAAACAGAAGCCUCUCCAUGUGCAUGAACGAGCAAGAGAAGAGAAGGGACUCCUCCACCUACAACGUGAAGAAGGAGUACCACGAGGAGCAGGGAAAACUCGACAGCAGCUACACCAUGCAAAAGAGAAACAUGUACGCCUUGAAGAAUUUCACGCACAAGGGCCCGGACGCGUACACUUGCAGGUAG
Molecule: messenger RNA, 2868 nt
Organism: Plasmodium fragile
Lineage: Eukaryota; Apicomplexa; Aconoidasida; Haemosporida; Plasmodiidae
Product: NEK protein kinase
Exons: 2
Coding region: 1-2868 (955 amino acids)
Biological process (GO): chromosome segregation; protein phosphorylation
Cellular component (GO): nucleus; centrosome; cytoplasm
Molecular function (GO): protein kinase activity; ATP binding
Source: RefSeq, a predicted model, not a curated record